AUGGCAAACCAGAGCUAUGCUGAUUUUUCAACCAAUUCUGCAAACCCUUACUACCUCCAUCCAAAUGAAAAUUCAGCUCUUGUUCUUGUUACUCCGUUACUCAACGAUAAGAACUAUCACGUUUGGGCGCGCUCUAUGCAAAUCGCCCUAAUCUCCAAAAACAAGGACAAGUUUAUUGAUGGAUCCCUAACCAAACCCCCAGUUUCAGAUCCAUUGUACGCGUCAUGGAUUAGAUGCAAUACAAUGGUUCUUGCUUGGAUUCAGCGUUCAAUCUCCGAAUCGAUUGCCAAAUCGGUUUUAUGGAUUGAUAGUGCCGCAGGAGUUUGGAAGAAUCUGCAGAUUCGGUUCUCACAUGGCGAUAUCUUCCGCAUUUCAGACAUUCAAGAGGAUCUCUACAAGCUUCGUCAAGUGUUCUUGUGGUGCCAUAGCUUCCAUCAAGAAAUACAGAGAGCAAGAUUACGUUAUACGGUUUCUGAAAGGAUUAUCUGA
Molecule: messenger RNA, 489 nt
Organism: Lathyrus oleraceus (garden pea)
Lineage: Eukaryota; Viridiplantae; Streptophyta; Magnoliopsida; Fabales; Fabaceae
Exons: 2
Coding region: 1-489 (162 amino acids)
Source: RefSeq, a predicted model, not a curated record